This is a messenger RNA of Choloepus didactylus (southern two-toed sloth), 4877 nucleotides long. RefSeq names its product adaptor related protein complex 3 subunit sigma 2 (gene AP3S2). Bases 247 to 828 code for a protein of 193 amino acids. Gene Ontology annotation, cellular component: intracellular membrane-bounded organelle; membrane coat; AP-3 adaptor complex. The record is from RefSeq and is a predicted model, not a curated record. The transcript is spliced from 6 exons. NCBI's taxonomy places the organism in Eukaryota, Metazoa, Chordata, Mammalia, Pilosa, Megalonychidae. Gene Ontology annotation, biological process: Golgi to vacuole transport; intracellular protein transport.
CCUUAACUUGCCCGAUCGACGGUGGCCGAGUGGCCGAACUCCCUAGCCUCGGCGUCCGCACCUGCCCUCCAGGGAGCAGCCUCCAGGGCGCGCAGGGAGGCCGGACCCUCAGGCCCUCGGCCCCCGGACGCCGCGGCCGAGUUUCCAGGAGAUGCUCUCUGCCGCGCACCGACCGGAAGUGGCCGUGUGUGGCGGAAAGAGCUGCUUUCUGAAAGCAGCCGGUGCUGAGAAGCGUGGCUGUUGAAGAUGAUUCAGGCGAUUCUGGUUUUCAACAACCACGGGAAGCCGCGGCUGGUCCGCUUCUACCAGCGUUUCCCAGAAGAAAUUCAACAGCAGAUUGUUCGAGAGACUUUCCAUCUAGUCCUCAAGCGGGAUGACAAUAUCUGUAACUUCUUGGAGGGUGGAAGUUUGAUUGGUGGCUCUGACUACAAACUGAUUUACCGACAUUAUGCUACCCUCUACUUUGUAUUUUGUGUGGAUUCAUCAGAAAGUGAACUUGGGAUCUUGGACCUCAUCCAGGUUUUUGUGGAGACCCUGGAUAAAUGUUUCGAAAAUGUUUGUGAAUUGGAUUUGAUCUUCCAUAUGGAUAAGGUGCACUACAUCCUUCAGGAGGUGGUGAUGGGUGGGAUGGUAUUGGAAACAAACAUGAAUGAAAUUGUGGCUCAGAUUGAAGCUCAAAACAGACUGGAGAAAUCUGAAGGUGGACUCUCUGCAGCCCCUGCCCGGGCUGUGUCUGCUGUGAAAAACAUCAACCUGCCUGAGAUUCCUCGGAACAUCAACAUUGGCGAGCUCAACAUCAAAGUCCCCAACCUAUCCCAGUUUGUCUGAGGGUUGAGGCUUCGGCUUAACUGGAGUCCUUAAAACAAGCAAAGCCAAGGAAGUCCUGAAACGGAACCCAUUUUGAACAUCAGAAGAAUCAAGCCUCAGGACCAUGACCCUUUGGGGGAAACUGUUUGUCAUGGAAUAGGGAAGGAAUUAUUCGCUGACACCAUUAGGAUGUGCUCAGUUCUCACGUGUGCAGCCAUGCUGUUAUCAGAUACAUAUGGCCACUGCAGAAAUGAGCAGUCUGGCUUCCUCAGGGGUAGUUAGAGUUCCCAAGCCACUUGCACUCUUUCUUUCUUAUGUGUAGUUGCUCCCAGGAAUUGGUGACUCUACUGAGCAGCCACCCUGUUUCUGAGAACCCACCACUAGCAUUGAGCACCCUCUCUGACUAGAGUCUUCUUCCUUAGCACCACAUGCUUCUGAGGUGCUGUGGCAUUGACUUGCUGACUAGAUGCCAUAAGUAGAAAAGGGAUGACCGUUCACAUUUCAGGGAGUGGUGAGUGGCAAGUGAGGGCUAAAUUUUAUGAAAACCAGAGUCACCCGAGCUCUACUAUGGUGGUUAUACCCAGAAUCCUUUUGUAUAACCAAGUUUUCUGAUUACCACCUUCUAAAAAAUAUGUUUCCCCCACUGGCAUAAACCCAACUCUGUUCUCAGGGGUGAUUAUGUGCAGGACACAAUCCAAAUCAUAAACCUGGGUGCAUGCCCACCCUGUUCCUGCUAGUAGGGAAGAGCACACACAUACACACACACCCCCCACAACCACCUCUCCAACAUAGCCAGAGAACUCCUUCCCUCAUGUCUGUAGAAGGUAAAGCUGACAACAUAUAGAACAUCUCAGAAUUAUGAUUCCCUCUGGUUUGAAAUACAUUCUCCUCUCGGGGAGUACGAGGCUCAGUUGUUGUGUUAUGAAUGAUGAGAUUCCUUCAAACCAGAAACUCCCCACUUCUGUAGCAUGAGAGCCUGAGCUGGGCUGAGCAGUUCUGGGCCUGGCAUGGGGGGGCGGGGGGGAGGCGGGAACAUGGGAGGCAUGCUGGCUGAGACUGGUGGCUGUCCUGCAUCUUUUUCUCUGUGUGAAAAGUGUCCCUCCCUGAGUUCUGCUUGUGGGCACACCCUAUUCCCCUCAAGUGACAUUCUUUCUUAGCUUUGGAUACCUGUAGAUGUGUACAUGUGAUACAGGUCUUAAUUCCUGUGGUUAAUUUAGAGCUAAAAAGGGCCUUUUGCUCCCAUGCUGCCUGUUAGGCCAGGUCUCGGGUUCAGUGUUGAGCUGCCUUGAGAUUAGGGAGUUGACGCUGCCUUCACAGUAGAGCUUCCCAGCCCAGGGCCCUCUCGGCCAGGGCCCCAGACUGCUCCCUCAGGCCUCUGAAUGCUGUCUCAGUGUGCGUCAUGUAUUAGGGUCACCGCUUUUCCUAUUUUUGAACAGUGCUUCCUAUGGUUUGUGCCCAUCUCUCCCUGCAGUCCCUCGUCCUCAAUCUUCCAGUACCUCUGUGGCAACUUUAGAGAUGGGGCAGUGUUAAUCAGAAGGUCAGCCUCAUGUGUUGGAAGAGGGAAAUGUAGGUGAAUAUAUCUGAUCUCAGAACCCCUGAUAUCAUUCUUAUAAAGGUUUAAGUUUUUUUCCAGACUCUUCAGCACAGUCCCAGAAAGUUCCAUGGUCUUUCAUUCUCGUUUGCUGAGUGUGAAAUAGGAACAAAGGAAGGAAACCAAUGUUUAUUUCACACCUACUAUAAAGUGGCAUGAACAAGAUCCUUCCACAUACAUUAUCUCAUUUAAUCCUUAAAGAAAACAUUAUUAUCCCUAUUUUGCAAAUGAAAUAAGUAAGACUCAGAGAGGUCAACUAACUUGCUUUAGGCCGCAGAAGACUAAGAUUUGAGGUUUUGCCUGCCUAACUCCAAAGUCCAUUUGUCUUAACUGCUCAAGAUUAUCUCUCCCAGUUUUAUCAUGCUCUUUUUUCAAAAUAAGGAAACUGAAUCUCAAAGAGGUGAAAUUGCAUCUCACAUGCUGUGAUAAAAACAGUUUAUCUAGUGACAAUCAACAUAGAGUGUAAGAACUGCAGGGAGAUGAGGAACCAAAGCACAGGAUGUUAAGUGCUGUGUCCAGAGUCACAAAGCUAGAGCCAAAUCAGUUUUCUUGAGUUUGUUUUGUGGCUUAAUGCAGUGCUGCAGGGCUGCCAUGUGCCCUGGAUUUCCUGGCAUGGUCUUACCUGUCAGAAGCCGAUGGUUCUCAGCAACCAUUGACUGGUUCCAACAAUGGACAUCCAGACAGCACCCCUCACACACCUCUUCAAACGGUAUAAAACGUUUAGCCUGGUUUUUGAUUUGGAAAACCCUAUCCUUUUGGACAGACCAUAACAAUUGCUCAUUAACCACUUGGGGUUUUAAUCUCUCUUAUUUAAUGAGUUGGCCUUUUGAGGAGAAAGGUACAGGUUUAGGUGCAGAGAGAUAUAAUAUGAAAUAGGGGCUGGCUUUGGAUUUUCUUUGGAAGUCCUUGGCACUGAGGACUUCCUAAGGUAGUAGAGAAUACUGGUGUUGAUGCUCACCACCUCUGGUAAAAUUCUAAAAUUCAUCCAUUAUGCAAUUUCUAAGUGCCUGUUGAGGGGGAAGCUCAGUUCUAGGCACUGGAGAUUGAGAGGGAAAUGAAGCUGUCUACUGACGAUCUCUAAAAGGGUUCUCGGAUUGCUGGGAUAUGGGGGAAGUCUCACAGCCUGAAUUUGUGGAGACUGGGGUCAGUAACUGCAUGAUACAUGGAAUAUUUAAAGAACAAUAACCAUAAAUUUCCCACCCCUACCAUACCCCAUCUCUGAAUAGUCCCCUUUCCCUCUUGGCCUGUCCAUGGUCUCAUGCUUGUCACGUUGAGAGUUAGGUCAGGCUACACUGGCUCUGGAGUCCUCUCAAGUCCGUUUUUAUUCAGGCUUUUGCCACUCACAGAACCAGCCCUUCCUCCCUCUCCACCACUGGGAGCCAGCUAGCAAAGCCCUCUACCCCCAGCUUCAGGAAAGAAGACCCCAGGGAGCACAGCUGAAAAGUAGGCUGCCAGCUAAUCUCUUAACUUGUAGACCAGUCUUUAGUAGUAGGUUUCCUUAGUGUGACCAUCUGUCCAUGGCUUUUUAAUUAGGAUGCAGCAGUGAUCAGUACAUGGAGAUAAAGAUCAGGAGUGGGGUCCAAGUCCAAGUAGCAGCAACUAAGGUGGAAACCUAUUAAGUAUGAGAUGAACCCAGAGGGGUGUGUCAGUUCCUAGCAAAAAUCCUGAUUUUCAAUUCUUGAGUCUCUACAUUGCCUGUGGACUCUUAGCCUAGUGGCCACACACUCACCUGUUCACCUGCACGUGGCAGUUGCUCAGAGAAGGUUGUUGAAUGAUUGCCUUCAAGGUUAAGAUUUUGCCCUAUUGGGAGCACAGAAGGGUGUUACAUCUACAAGGUUCUGGCAGAAGUUGGCAGAUAUGAAAACAGGACCCUUUUAGGGAACUAGUUCCAAAAAAAUGAUUAAUUCUUCCCAAAAGACUAUUUAAAUUCUUCCCUAUUUCAAUGGAUUAAAUUCACAUUUUAAAUAGGAAAUAUAGUCAUGUAGUUCAAAAUCCAAGAUGAUAAAAGGCUUUUCAGCAGAAGAUUCCCACCCUGUCCUCCCAGCCACCCAGAUCCCAUCCCUGGUAGCAAUCAGUAUUUCUAAUUUAAAUGAUUUUUUUUUUAAGUCCCUGGAUUUUUAUUACCAAAACUGAGGAUGUAUCUUCCUGAAAGUGUUGAUUGUGUUCUGUUUGGCCUUGGUGGCUGGUCUUGGUGACUCAUGCUGUUGUCUUCAAGAAGGAGGGGCUUGGUUGUCACUAGACCAUCCCAUACAGAAUAGCAGCCUCCACCCUUUCUUCCUUACUCUGCCUUGCCUUUUUCCCUGGUACUCUGACAUACUGUAUAUUUGGGUUUGUUUGUUUUUUUAAUGAUUGUCUGUUUCCCCCUCUUAGGAUAUAAGCUCCUUGAGGUCAGGGUAUUUGAUUUGUUCACUGCUGUAGUAUCGCAGCUGCUCUGAACAGUGUCUGCUACAUAUCAAUAAAUAACUGUUGAAUUGGUGAA